This is a messenger RNA of Caenorhabditis remanei, 1056 nucleotides long. RefSeq lists its product as uncharacterized. The record is from RefSeq and is a predicted model, not a curated record. The transcript has 7 exons. NCBI's taxonomy places the organism in Eukaryota, Metazoa, Nematoda, Chromadorea, Rhabditida, Rhabditidae. The coding region runs from base 1 to 1056 and encodes 351 amino acids.
AUGCGUUUUAUUUCUGCUAUCAUCCUCUCAACUUUGGCUCUCGGGGUCUUGUCGAGACGUUCAAGUCCUGCUCCGAAAAUUGUCAGCAUCCAAAUCAACCGUUGUCCAACGCCAGCCAUCUACAAAAACGCCGAUGAAGAAGAGAACGUGUCCCAAUCUUUGAGCUCUGAGACCAAGCUCGUCGUCCAAUCGGAAUUCGACGAAACUCUUCGUUUUGAAGCUAAUGAAACCGGAACCAUUCAGUUCUUUGUAGUUGGACGUGGAAAUUUCUCAGUCAACGUUCAAACCCUUCCAAGUGUCUUUGCUGAUCUUCAUGGUACCUAUAACGUCACUGAUAGAGGUGCGGUUAUCUCCAUUCCCUUCAAGGUCCUUCAAGGUGUCCGUGAAACUCCAAUAAAAGUGACUCUCACUACCAAACGCAUCGAGAAGACCACAUUAAUCUAUGCUAGUACCAAGGAUUUGGAGCCACCACGUCCUCCAAGCCUCCACACCUCCAUAAUUUUCACUCCGGAAGAAAUGGAACAAGUGCGAAAUGAGACUCAAACUACCCGCGAAUCAACCGGAACGGACACCGUUACUCCUCCCCCUAGUGACACCAAAGUCAUUGAAAGUGAGGGAGCAUCUGGAAACGUGACCAACAGCCAGGUCACCAUUAAAGAUGUGGAAUUCCCAUCGGUUGACGAUGUUUUGACUGGAGACAAUUCGAGUCUCUCUUCCAACACUCUCCGCCUUGAUAGCAUCACUUUGAACCGCGUGACCGCCAACAAGACUGAUCGUUUUGUUUCGGAAACUAAUGUUUACUUCGUGACCAUCAAGAAGUUUGAAAGGGGACAAAUCAUGUUCUACGUUUCGGGAAAUGGACAGAAACAGGUCACCGUCAAGUCAAUUACAGAGAAAAAAUUGCCAGCUAAAGUGAUGAAGGUUGCCGAUGACUACGCCGCGUUCAGUUACACCGAUGGCGUCGGCUAUGUUGAACAAGACGAAAUUCUUGUAAAAGUGGAUAACGACUUGGGCGAAGUACUUUACUUCUAUCUCACAAUGACUCGUGUUGAUUGA